CCUGGACUUUGGGGCGCUGGAGGCUCACGCGCGCUACGAGGGCGGCUACCACCGGCAGCACCCCGUCAUAGUGUGGUUCUGGCAGGUUCUGUCCGAGCUUGACCUGGACGCCAAGCGCCGCUUCCUGGCCUUCACCACCGGCUGCGACCGGGCCCCGGUGGCGGGACUGGGGGCGCUGGUGCUGACCAUACAGCGAUCAGGUCCCGACUCCGCCCGGCUGCCCAGCGCCCACACUUGCUUCACCACGCUGCUGCUGCCCGAGUACGGCAGCCGAGGCAAGCUGCGAGCCAAGCUGCUGACGGCCAUCGAGAACGCGCAGGGAUUUGG
Molecule: messenger RNA, 327 nt
Organism: Astrephomene gubernaculifera
Lineage: Eukaryota; Viridiplantae; Chlorophyta; Chlorophyceae; Chlamydomonadales; Astrephomenaceae
Source: the annotation of a GenBank genome assembly